Molecule: messenger RNA, 5391 nt
Organism: Pungitius pungitius (ninespine stickleback)
Lineage: Eukaryota; Metazoa; Chordata; Actinopteri; Perciformes; Gasterosteidae
Product: zinc finger FYVE domain-containing protein 1-like
Exons: 11
Coding region: 1065-3494 (809 amino acids)
Biological process (GO): lipid droplet formation
Cellular component (GO): lipid droplet
Molecular function (GO): phosphatidylinositol-3,4,5-trisphosphate binding; zinc ion binding; phosphatidylinositol-3,4-bisphosphate binding
Source: RefSeq, a predicted model, not a curated record
GGUUGUGCUACUUCCUUUCACGUUGUAACCACUUUAUUAACUGUGCUUGCACAUCUACACGAGAGGCCCUGUGUAGGACUGCGUUUCCCGUCAUGCACCGCGCCCUCCCCUGACCCUGUGACUGAAAAUAAUCUGAUCAGCUGAUCUGACCUGGCAACAAAAUAACGCAGCUAGAGAAAUCUGCUGGGGAGGGGGGGGGGUCCGAAGAACAAAACAAUGACACCGCUCGGAAGGAUUUAAAUGCAGUAACACUUUUCAAAGACUUUUAAAUGGAAUAGCGCGGAUUUCACUCCCGUUUCAAAGUAAAAGAGUCCGCUGAUAUCCGAGCUCCUGACAUCGACUGGUUGUUGUAUUUUUGUUAUGUUGUCACAGCGCAGUUGACUUGCGGCUAGCUGAUUGUUUUCUACGUACAUGAAGUGUCGGAGCUCGCUGGCCCGAUAAUUACAUUCGUUUCGUUUAGUCAACACUGUCCAUCGAAACCAGCUGGUCGUAAACUAAGUGUUGUCCCAGUGAUCCAGCCGAGCUAUUGUGGGUCCGUUUGCUAGCUAGCCUGUUUGUUAGCAUCAACAAUUGCACAUUCAUUCUUCAGGGAGAGAGUUCAUUGUCUCGGUCAGUACUGUACAACGUGUCACACUACCUUUUUUUAAAAAUGUUUUUAUUUAAAGUUGUGUAGGCUAUCCUUAGAUUUUUAACGUAUUUGAUGCUAAGCUAAAUGCUACCUUUGGCUCCGAGCUAAAAACAUAUCUGGUGUAACUCAAGGAGUCAGCUGCUCCUGGCUCAUUGCCUCACCGUUUGUUGCACUAAAUAACAUUAUUAAUAACGUUAUUAAUUCCAUUGUGAGUGUUUGAAAUCCAUGCUGCAGAAACCAGUUUGAUUAAUAGUAUUAUUGUUGAUUGUUGUUAUUUGUUAGUCAGUGGAUCAGCUGUGACCAUGCAAUAGGUUGAUCUUAUUGUUGUUGUAUGCUGUACAAUUUGCAUUGACUGGAAUUAGAAAUAGCUGGUGCUGUCGUAAAGGCUGUUUAGAGUAAGGACUGCUCUGUGUUCAAGUUUUCCGCGUAAGAGACAAUGAGUGGUCAUGGCUCGUCUUCAGAAAAGGGAGUCAAUACCAGCCUAGUAUGUCAGGAGAGUUAUGCCUGCGGGGGCUCUGAGGAGGCUGCGUUUGAGUGUGCCGAAUGCAAAAGGUUGCAGUGUGUCCGCUGUGAGCUCGAGCUGCACAGUCAGGAGCGUCUGAGGCACCACGCGCGGGUUCAAAUAGGACCCGGACAUGUCCCUUACUGUGACAGCUGCAAAGGAGGCAACGGAGACGGCAGCAAACGCCACAGGUCGGCGGUUCGCUGCCCGAACUGCAAGGUCAACCUGUGCCAAGACUGCCAGAAACGCACCCACAGUGGAGGAAACAAGAAGAAACACCAGCUCAUAUCUUACCCCCCGCCACCCAAAGCGGCCGAGGUCAACUCUGCCCAGGCGUCUGCUGCGCCUGCCGCUGCCGCCCCGCCUGCCGCUGCCGCCCCGCCCGCCGCUGCCGCCCCGCCAGCUGCCGCCCCGCCCGCCGCACAAGUACCCGAUGGCACCAAAUCUCAUAGUGCGAAACUCCUGGAGAAGAUUUCCAGUUUCCUCUUGGUCGAUGAGAACGAGGAAAUGCAGAUAAAAGAGGAAGCCGCGUUUGUAAAGAGCCUCGGCUGUAGCCCCGACCAGCUGCUGAAGGUGGUGUCCAUCUUCGGCAACACGGGAGAAGGCAAAUCUCACACCCUGAACCACGCCUUCUUCAUGGGCCGAGAGGUAUUCAAAACGUCCCCCGCUCAGGAGUCCUGCACGGUGGGUGUGUGGGCGGCGCUCGACCCCUUCCGUAAAGUGGUGGUCAUCGACACGGAGGGGCUGCUCGGGAACAGCUCCAAACAGGGCCAGAGGACCCGCCUCCUGCUCAAGGUCCUCGCCAUCUCCGACCUCAUCAUCUACCGCACCCACGCCGACCGGCUGCACGACGACCUCUUCAAGUUCCUCGGGGACGCCUCGGACGCCUACCUGAAGCACUUCACCAAGGAGCUGAAAGCCACGACGGCUCGCUGCGGGCUGGACGUCCCUCUGUCCACGCUGGGCCCCGCCGUGGUCAUCUUCCACGAAACCGUCCACACUAAGCUGCUCGGUUCAGAAAAGUCCUCCGACUCCGUGGACCGGCUGCUGUCGGAGCGCUUCAAGAAGCUUUCCCGUUUCCCGGAGGCCUUCAGCUCCGUUCAGUACUGGGGCACGCAGACCCUCACCCCCCCGACCGACUUCCGCGGCCUGCAGAAUAAGCUGGAGCAGCUCCUGGACAACAACGCCACCCGUUCCCCGCGCACCCCGGUGGUCGUCUUCAAAGCCCUGCAGGCCCUGAGUGAGCGCUUCAAUGGAGAAAUCACGGGCGAGCUCGUGGCUCACAGCUGCUUCUUUCCCGACGAGUACUUCACCUGCUCCUGUCUCUGCCUCAGCUGUGGAUCUGGCUGCAAGAACAGCAUGAACCACUUGGAAGAAGGCGUGUGCCACGAGGCAAAGCGCCGUUGCCGUUAUUCUCUCCAGUACGACAAUCGCAUUUACACCUGUAAAGCCUGCUAUGAAGGGGGUAAGGAAGUGCUGGUUGUCCCCAAGACCUCCGCCUCCUCCGACUCUCCGUGGCUGGGCCUCGCCAAGUACGCCUGGUCCGGGUACGUCAUCGAGUGCCCCAACUGCGGGGUGAUCUACCGGAGCCGGCAGUACUGGUACGGGAACCAGGACCCCGUGGACACGGUCGUCCGCACUGAGAUCCAGCACCUGUGGCCCGGGUCGCAGGGCUUCUUGAAGGACAACGGCAACGCGGCUCAGCGCCUCCUGGACGGAGUCAACCUGGUGGCCCAGUCCGUGUCGGAGCUCGGCGUCAAGCCCGCCAAGGCCGUCACCUCCUGGCUGACGGACCAGAUCGCCCCCGCCUACUGGAAACCCAACUCCCUCAUCUCGGUGUGCCAUAAGUGUCACACAGUCUUCCAGGACAACGACACCAAGCAUCACUGCCGCGCCUGCGGCGAGGGCUUCUGCGACCGCUGCUCCUCCAGAGCCGCGCCCGUCCCCGAGCGGGGCUGGGGCCUCGCCCCCGUGCGGGUCUGCGACGGCUGCUUCGAGCAGAGAGCGUCGCACGCCGAGCCGCUGGAGGAGGAGCCAGAGGAGGAGGAGGGUGGGACCCUGGCCAGGAAGGUCGGGGAGGCCGUCACCAACACUUUCGGGGUCGUGGUCACCGCGAUUGACAUCCCACUUGGCCUAGUGAAAGAUGCCGCUCGUCCCGCCUACUGGGUUCCCGACCAGGACAUCCUGUCCUGCCACAACUGCCAGCGCGAGUUCACUGCCAAGCUGUCCAAGCACCACUGCCGCGCCUGCGGCCAGGGAGUGUGCGACGACUGCUCCCCGGAGCGCCGCGCGGUCCCGUCUCGGGGCUGGGACCACCCCGUGCGCGUCUGCACCGGCUGCAACCAGAAGCCCGGGGACCUUUAACAGGGAAGGGCCCUUCCUUCCUCGGAGCAUCGGAGAGAACCGACCCCGGCCCGACCCACUCGGCCUGCAGCCGAGUUCUGUGGUGAAGGGAGCGUUCAGGCAAACCGAUAGCAUGCUUAGCAGAGCUCCCGUGGCCUUUCGUAGAACAGCCGGAACUUGUGAGUUACUUGACUGAGUGGGAAGCCACGCAGUUCCACUCUGAUCCAUUCGGAGUGGACAUUUGGAUUCCUUAUUCUAAUUUUCCGUUAAAUAAAGCUGUCGAGCUUAUUUUUCUACCAUGAGAAAAUAUAUAUAUAUAUAAAAAAAAAUGUAUCAUUUAAAAAGUAUUAGUUAGUUGAGAACCCUGUUGGGUUGGUGUUAUUAGUUGUUUCUCUGAUGUCGCACGUGUAAUGGCGAGGAGAUAUUUUAUACCCGUGCAGGUGUAUCUGCAGGUUCCAUUGCAUGCUGUAUUGCAACAUUAUAGUUUUUGCACUAAGCCUUUUUCAGCUGUUAUAGGCUGUUGCUCACCGUGGCCAAAAUCCAGAGAUUCGGACGAUCGACCAGUCCGCCUCUAGCCGAGCUGAAAAUCUGCCACAUUGGGACUAGAUUGUGGAGAUCUGGUGUGCCAAAUAUCAUUCAGGUCACUAUGGCUGUGCUGGUAUAAUGUUUAGAUUGUAUCAUGUAAUGUUGUGGAUGUAUGAAAACACAGAACUAUGUUAAGGAGUGUAAAUUUGAAACGCUAAUAUGUAUUGAAGAUGUUAAAACACCACUCUGGCAUCUCUGAGAGAACCUCGCUGUCUCCAUGUUACACCAUCCAUGUCUUUCAUGCUCAAAUUUGAUUUCUUGACACCUUGAUUUUCAUUGUUUUUUUCUAGAUAUUUAAAUUAGUUUCUUGUGUGUUUAUUGGUUUGCAGAAAGGGGGAAAAGAUACAGAUUUGUAUUUCAAACCGGCUUUACAUGUUACACGCCUCUAGGCACAGACUAACAGGAGGACAUAUGUUAGUCGCGUUCUAGCUCUUCGCAGCUUGUUUUUCUGUUACUUCACCUCCGUUAUUGACAAUGUAUGUGUUUUGUUUUCUGGUUUUCAUGUGACAUUAAUUAAUGUACGGAUAUUUAUAUCUUUGUAGCGACUGAAUGCAAACCACUCUUUCUCGCCUUUAUAGUUUUUGUCCAUUUCUCUUUGAGGAUUAAUUACACAGAAAAAAAAAUGGCACUCGGUUGGAGUAAUUAAAUGAUUUUAGUGACAAAGCUUUACAUGUGGAUAUCAUACAAAGCACAAGGUGAUGCCUUUAACACAUGCUUGUAUUUGGGUGUUAAAAUUAGAAAGAAAAGGGGUCUUUGUCAAUUGUAAGCUUUGUAGAUGAAGUGAAAUCUCCCUUUGCUCCUGGCUUUGACAUUUUUGGUUUUGAUGUCUGAUAAAAAAAAUGUUUUGUCUGCCUUUUCUGAAAAUAGAUUUAUCUUUCUGAAUGUUGCAUCUCUCACUCACACACACGCAAAAAAAAGAACAUUUGUUGUUUCAGACAUCCACUUUAUCUUGUAAAGUCCAGUUCUUUUUUUUUUCCUGAUCAUGUUGGAUGCGCUCAUCAAGUUGGAAACAUUGAUACAAUAUAAAUAAUGAUGUGUGAUGGAAGAUUUGCCUAAGAUUAAAGUUGUAUCAGCUCCCAUUAGUCAUAAAAGAAUCUGCUGUUGCCUCUUUGUCUUGUGUGUGUGUGUGUGUUUAAAAAUGUCUGUGUUGAACCACUUACUGUGCUCUAUGUGGGAGGAAUAGACCGUGUGCACAAGUAUGUAUUGUGAGCCUCGCUUCCAAACUCCUUUCCAACACUGCCGCCUCACAUCAAGUGAGGGCAAAAGUACUUGCUUGGUGCUUAUUGAUGACGAUAAAUGAUUCAGAAUUAUUUUAAUAAAUAAUUGAACAGAA